Molecule: messenger RNA, 906 nt
Organism: Klebsormidium nitens
Lineage: Eukaryota; Viridiplantae; Streptophyta; Klebsormidiophyceae; Klebsormidiales; Klebsormidiaceae
Source: the annotation of a GenBank genome assembly
AUGCGGGUCAAGCAAAUCUGGUUCAUGCAAGCGAGACUCCCAACAACAAUCGCUGCUGCCUCCCCUGAAAGACUGGCGGAACCUCCAGCGGAAGUACCUGCGAGUACCUCCACUGGGGGCGGUCGAACGGCGGGUCCUUCGGCAGGGAUAACGGUCGGAGUGGCUCUCGGAGUGGUCGAGGCUGGGAAACCGGGGAGCAGAGAAAUGGCCGGGAUGGUCGGGGUGGAGCCAGGGGUAGUCGGGGUAAGGGCUGGGAUGGUCGGGGUAGGGGUAGGGGACGUAGUCAAGAUAAGCGCCGGAAUGGUCGGAGUUGUUGCGGAACUGGUCGGGGAAGGGACAGGAGUGGUUGAGGUUGGGGCAGGGGAAGUCGGAGUCAUGGCAGGGGUAGUCCGAGUCGGGAUGGGGGUAGGGGCGAUCGAAGUGAGGGCGGGGGUAGUCGGGGCCGGUAUGACCGGGGUAAGGGCGGGGGUGGUUGGGGUAGGGUUAGGGGCGGUCGAGGUGCGGGCCGGGACGACCGGGGUGGUCGAAAUUGGGGCGGAGUUAGUAGGGACAAUAACCGGGGUUAGGGACGGGGUGGUCGGGGUCGGGACCGGUAUGACCGGGGUGAGGGCAGAGGCCGCCGGGGUUGGGGUGGGGGUCGUCGGAGCAAGCGACGGAGUGGUCGGGAUAACAGGUGGAGCUGUGCGAGGGCUUGACACUAAGACGCACUGCACGAGGUUGCCCCUGGGGACUGGGCAGAUUGAGGCCCGGCAACACAGGGGCGGCGGUCGUGGAAUUCCCAAUGGGAUGUCGAGGAAAGUACAGAGAAUGAAGUUGGCGGGGCAGAAAGGGGAUGAACCUGGGGAAAUAAAAGAAUCUUCGAAAGAGAUCUUACGCAGUAUUACAGUUUGGAUCUUGAAGUCAUAG